Messenger RNA from Micropterus salmoides (largemouth bass), 2977 nucleotides. It is a transcript of the gene fjx1, whose product is annotated as four-jointed box kinase 1. Lineage: Eukaryota; Metazoa; Chordata; Actinopteri; Centrarchiformes; Centrarchidae. The coding region runs from base 1033 to 2310 and encodes 425 amino acids. The transcript has a single exon. The record is from RefSeq and is a predicted model, not a curated record. Gene Ontology annotation, biological process: cell-cell signaling.
UAGUCUGGUUUAUUGCAUCAGUUGGAUAGAUGUCAGGUGAAAUGGUAUAAAUGGUGACUUUGCCUUGAACAAUGUACAAGGUAGUUCUCCCAAAAUUGGGGGUGUGAAAAGGGCAAUGAGUCCAACACUAUUAACCCAAUGGAGAUGUGAACACCCUCAAACAGGCUUAAAGCUAAAGUCAUUUCACUUGAACCCCAGUAUUAUACUUUCAUUUCCAACAUGCUGGAGUACAGAGCCAAAACAAUGAAAGAAAAUGUGCUGAUCCCACUCACAGUCAUCCAGGGACCUCAUGGCGACUGGAUUCAGGCUGGACUGUCUACUUCAUCCCUGCCUGCCUUUGCUUCAUUGAGACAGAUAUUCUGCUUGGUAGUCCACACAGGCACGAAAUAUAAUUUGUUUAAAAUGGUGACAUUAUUUCCAAAGUAUUUCUGCCCUAGGUAUCAAUUAUCAUAAUGGCUGCCUUUGUCAAUACCACACCAAUCCUCUUAAAUUGUACACACAAAACGCAGCGCGGUGCACUUGCCCCGCUCCUCUCUGAACCCUCCUUCCCACGAUCCGCCCACCAUCUCGGGACUGGAGUCACGUGUCUCAUCGCCUAGUGUCUCUCUGCGAGCCCACACCACCACAUAUCAAACUCACCCAGCGCCCGGCGGAGAGAGAAAGGGAGAUGAGAAGCGGUGAGGUGUACGCGAUCAGAAAGCCCCUACGACAGUGGGCUAUAAUGGAGAGCGUUCAUUAGGGGACAUCCGUUGUGGUGAUCCCAAAUGCUCUCUCUGUUUCCCGCAGAGGGGGGGAAUAUGACAAGGCAUUUGACCAGGACGGGAGAUGCGAUUCACACUGUUUCGGACACCCUCUUCUUCCUGUGAUCUGUCUGAACAGUCCGCCUGUGAGCCGCGGGGUGUACGGGACACGGGGCGCACAGCUCACAGCCGCCCCAGCCCAACUGUGGAUUGAACAAAACGGGUUCUUUUUGUAUCUUAUUUGAACCUGCUGAAAGUCUGUGGGUCUCCGGAGGGGAGGGUGGUCUUCAACAUGAGGGCUGCUUCAGCAAACUUAUUCGCACUUCUGUUCCUGUGCGCCGUCGCAAGUGUUUUCUACGUCUGGAGCGCGCUGGAGGACCGUUUGGAGCGACACAAACGGAGGUUACCGGGAGGGGGGUCUUUUCACCAAGGUCUCCCAGUGGACCUCUCCGGCAAAACUUUCCGGGUAUUGCUCGCUGUCCCAGCGGCACAAAGACCGCACUUGGGGAGCAGACUUGAGGCUCACAACCUCACUGAUCAAACAGUCUCUGCAGGAAAUCUAGAUUACCAUGUGAAUGGGGAUAACAAGGGGUCAGCUCAGCGGGAGGGCCCGGUCAAGUCAGACUCCCCGGUGGAGGAUGGGAUAUUUUGGAGUGAAUGGCUGGAAGGUCUCCUCCCCGUGGGCUUCAAGGAGGAAUAUGCUCGGUCUUGGCGAGACAGAGCCAGGACAUACCGGAUAGUGAAGCUGGAGCCUGGAUGCGGCAGGAUAUCUAACCAGCUCGCCACGUUCGCAGAUGGGACCAAAGCGUGUGUGCGUUACGGGAUAAACGCGGAUCAGGUGCAAGGAGAAACUUUGACGUAUUAUCUUGCCAGUUUGCUAGGCAUCACAAACCUGCCGCCGUUGAUACUGUCCCAGCUGAACGGUGAAAGUGAACAAUGGGCGGCGGUGAGAACGCGGAUAGAUGGUUUACAGUGGAGUGAUCGAGCCGUCGUUUCUCUCACUGAGUGGGUCUCCAACCUGACCGGGGUGGUCACACCGGCGCCGCUCAGACAGGAGAGCAGCGGGCUGCAUCCUGCGCUUGAGGGGCUCUGGAACAAGACGACGGCGGAGCUGCUGGGGCUGAUGCAGUGGACCGACCUGAUCAUAUUCGACUACCUGACUGCAAACUUCGACAGACUCGUCAGCAAUCUGUUCAGCCUGCAGUGGGAUUCUCGCGUAAUGGAGAGGGACACCAACAACCUCCUCAAAACACCCCGGGGUGACCUUGUAUUCAUAGACAACGAGGCCGGACUCGUGCACGGGUUUCGGGUGUUAAACAUGUGGGAGAAAUAUCACAAUACAGUAUUGAGCUCAGUUUGUGUGUUCAGGAAAAGGACCACGCAGCGCGUGGCGGAGCUGCACAGGCGCAGAGACUCCAGGAAAAGGCUGCUGGAGCUCUACAGAGACAGCGAGCCUUUGUCUCUAGAAUUGGGAUUUCUCUCAGACGAGCACGCUGGUGUUCUCCAGGACAGGAUAGACAGGGUAUACAAACACAUCUUGCAUUGCAAAGGAAAGUACGGCCAUCUGUGAACAUUCGGCACGCAGGUGAUUUGUUGCCUGCGCUCUGCAACUGGCACACCUGUGCUAAAGUGAUGCGCAUUACACACAGCUGUCUUGAAUAUCCAGCAGAACUACCUCUUGUGAAUAGAAUAUGUUGCCUACAUUAUAAAUAAGUAAAUUUGACACGUUUAUAAGCUCCCUGUUUAGAUUUCCACUGUCUGCCUCACAUAGAAGAAUGAUUAAGGCAAGUGUAUCCUGUCUUACUUCACUCCAACUGAUGCUCACCCGAAUAGUGUUAAUGUAAAGAUUAGGUUAUAUUUGUGACUAGGUUAUCUUAAUGCAUAUGUGUGUUUUGAUUCUUGACCUGUGUUCAAUAAUCCUAAUGAUAAACUCCUAAGCCUUAACAUAAACUUGACCCUUAAAUACUGGAUUUCUGUUGACACCUGGCUGGCUUUUUAUGGAAAAACAUUUGCACAGUACAUUGUCAUAGCAGCACCUGCACUCUUGUAAUUGUGUUUGGAUAGCAUAUUCAGCCUUAAAGUCACAGCUGUAUCAUAUCCAUUGUACAUGUUGUAAGUACGUUGUAAAUACUGUCUGCCAACUUGUUUUGGAUAUUUGAUCCUCCACUAAUUUAAGUGCAUUGUAACAUUCCAAAAUCUCUUGUCCUUUUUGAUAAACACACUGUAAUUUAAUUUAA